Owenia fusiformis is the source of this 1124-nucleotide messenger RNA. The record is from the annotation of a GenBank genome assembly. Lineage: Eukaryota; Metazoa; Annelida; Polychaeta; Sabellida; Oweniidae.
GUGAGAGUAAAUACUUCCAAUGUUUAUAUUUUCUGAUCGUUGUCAAGCAACGCAAUAACAUAUCCAAUCACGCGAUAUUAUUCGAGACUUCGUUCGCUAAUGCGAUUUUGGUUUAUAAAAUUUAGCAGUUCUCGUUUAGAAAACAAAAAAAUAUUUGCAACAUGUGAGAUUUUCCCACGUUUACACGUUUAAAAACACAAAGCGGGAUGAUCUACAAAAUAUACCAGUCGUUAUUGUUUCCACUGGUUGCAUCACUGACUUUGGAUAAUGUACUUCAUGUUCAGAAAGCACUGAAUACUCCUCCCAACGCCAAAAAUUUAGAUCAAAAACAAAUUGAUUUGGACAAGAAAAUGGAAUCACUUGCUGUAGUACCAUACAACAGUGAAAUACUGUCACCAUUUCACUUUGAUAAGAGACAGUUUUAUCUAGCAGGACAAAACAUCGUAAUCAAACAGAAGUGGGGACAACUUGGUGUGGCUGCUGUGGUGUGGGAUGCAGCUGUAGUAUUGUGUGAGUAUCUGGAGAAACAUCGCAACAUGCUGGAAGAUAAGACAGUGAUAGAGUUAGGUGCUGGGAUGGGGCUGGCUGGUAUGGUGGCAGGACUCUUAGGUGUGGGGAGGAUAGACAUUACAGACAGAGAAAUUGUCCUAGAUGACCUGCGUCAAAACAUCCAGGAAAAUGUGCACAAUCAAGUCAGUUUAAAAACAAUUCAAGUGAAAGCAUUAGAUUGGUCCCAUGAUUUGGAAAACUUCACUGAUCAUUAUGACUUAGUGAUUGGAGCAGACAUUGUUUACAUUGAAGAAACAUUUGAAGACUUACUGAGGACUAUUUCACAUCUAGCUCAACCAGAAACUGAAGUUAUUCUCGCUUCUAAAAUCAGAUACAAAAGAGAUAAAGAUUUUUAUAAAAUGCUUGGAAAGACAUUCAGCUUAGCAAAGGUGCAUUAUGACAAAGACAAAGAUAUAGUAAUAUACAAGGCAAAACUUAGGAUACACAAGGAAUUAUAAUUGAUUAACAUUAAAAUGGCAAAAUUAUUUAAGUUUACGAGGGUUGUCCCAGAAGUAAUUCACUAACCUUUUUUGAAUAUUCUUCAAUUCAGCUAAAAUUUUGUGUAUAUUGCAAUU